AUGCUGGUCUGGCCUUUUCAGAGUGGCGGGUAUGAUCUCAACCUCUUCACCAGCCCUCCCGACAGCAACUUUCUGUGCUCUGUCUGCCAUGGAGUUCUCAAGAAGCCGGUGAGGUUGCCAUGCAGCCACAUCUUCUGCAAGAAGUGCAUUCUCCGGUGGCUAGCCAGACAAAAGACCUGUCCGUGCUGCAGGAAAGAAGUGAAACGGAAAAAGAUGGUCCGUGUGAAUAAACUCCGAAAGACCAUUGGCCACCUGGAAGUUAAGUGCAAGAACGCUGAAGCUGGCUGUUCGGUGACGUGCCCCCUGGCCCAUCGCAAGGGGCACCAGAACUCGUGCCCUUUCGAGCUAAUGGCCUGCCCCAACGAGGGUUGCAUGGUACAAAUACCGCGUGGGACCUUGGUGGCACACCUGCAGCACUGCCAGCAUGGGACCCAGCAGCACUGCGCCCUGGACUGUGGUGCAGACCUGGGCCCAACGGAGCCUGGACCCCACAACUGCCACUGUGAGCUGCGCGAAGCCUGGGGCCAGCGCCAGGAUCGCAGCCAGACCCUGGUGCUGUGCCUGCUCCAGCAUGUGCGCAAGGUGCACCGCACCACCAACCUCAUCUGCUGGCAGUUGGCCCAACUAGGGAACUUCCUGGAGAAUGACGCACUGCUCCUAGGGGCACAGCAAGAGGAUGCCCCCGCGCAGCAGGAGGAUGCCCCUGCGCAGCAGGAGGAUGCCCCUGCGCAGCAAGAGGAUGCCGAGGCCGCCCCGGAAGGCAGCAUUGGGACUGAGGUGUGGGGGGUCCAGGACCAAAGUACCUUGUAAAUUGAGGGAUAAAUAAACAUGAGCCCUGAACUGGCUUGCUCCCGCCAUCU
Messenger RNA from Myotis myotis, 860 nucleotides. RefSeq names its product ring finger protein 151 (gene RNF151). Gene Ontology annotation, biological process: protein ubiquitination. The record is from RefSeq and is a predicted model, not a curated record. Gene Ontology annotation, molecular function: zinc ion binding; ubiquitin-protein transferase activity. The transcript is spliced from 3 exons. Bases 1 to 810 code for a protein of 269 amino acids. NCBI's taxonomy places the organism in Eukaryota, Metazoa, Chordata, Mammalia, Chiroptera, Vespertilionidae.